Columba livia (rock pigeon) is the source of this 685-nucleotide messenger RNA. It is a transcript of the gene CPLX3, whose product is annotated as complexin 3. The record is from RefSeq and is a predicted model, not a curated record. Bases 207 to 680 code for a protein of 157 amino acids. Gene Ontology annotation, cellular component: SNARE complex; terminal bouton. Gene Ontology annotation, biological process: synaptic vesicle exocytosis; regulation of neurotransmitter secretion; neurotransmitter transport. The transcript is spliced from 3 exons. Lineage: Eukaryota; Metazoa; Chordata; Aves; Columbiformes; Columbidae. Gene Ontology annotation, molecular function: syntaxin binding.
AUACCUCAUGUCCCUGGCUCCCUCUUAGCCCAGCUCCCCAUAACUCAGCACCCCCUUCUUCCCCACUCUUCCGCACCCCAGGUCCCCAUCUCCCCAUUAACCCCAGUUCUCCCAGCAUCCCAGGUCUGUCCUAACUCCACACCCCAGCUCCCCGGUAUCUGUGCUCCCCUGACCACAAGGCUCCCCGGUCCCCCGGGACCACAACCAUGGCAUUCAUGGUGAAGAGCAUGGUGGGGGGGCAGCUGAAGAACCUGACGGGUGGCCUGGGUGGCGAAGAGAAGAGCGAGGGAGAGAAGUCUCCAGCCGAAGCGCAGGGCAUGACCCGCGAGGAGUAUGAGGAAUAUCAGCGGCAGCUGGUGGAGGAGAAGAUGGAGAGAGAUGCCCAGUUUGCCCAGCGCAAGGCGGAGAGGGCCACGGUCAGGUCCCACUUCCGAGACAAGUACAGGCUCCCCAAGAACGAAACAGAUGACAACCAGAUCCAGCUGGUGGGGGGUGACGUGGAGCUGCCCAAAGAGCUGGCCAAGAUGAUCGAGCAGGACAACGAGGAGGAGGAAGAGAAGAACUCAGUGAUAGGCCAGCUCAGCAACAUCCAGAACCUGGACCUUGAUUCCUUGAAAGACAAAGCUUCAGCCACGCUAGAGGACCUGAAGCAAUCGGCCGAGAAAUGCGCCGUGAUGUGACCCGG